ACGCCAUGGGAGCUGAGCUGAUCUGAAUGAUCCCUUCUCACUUCCAAGUACUCCACGAAUGUAACAACUUGAUGUGACCUCAGUUCUUCUCCCAUCUCCUCUUCUCCCCACCACGCGCGCGCCGCCCUGCCCAGAUGUUUCUCCACUCCCUCUUGAUGCAAAACAUGGCCAAGAACACAACAACGCAGCAGCAGCAGCAGACGAGGUCGUCGAAAGAGGCGGGCGGCGGCGGCGCGGCGAGGUCGAGAGGGGUGUCGUCGAAGAAGUCGCCGUGGUACCAGCGGGCGGUUGAGGUGUUGCUGCUGAUAUGGAAGCAGCCGACGGGGGCGGGGACGGGGACGACGACGAAGGCCGCGGCGGCGUCGGGGAUGGGGGCUCGGCUGCGGAAGUCGUCGUCGCUGAACGUGGCGGCGUCGUUCACGCGGGUCUGCCUGUGCGCGCCUAUCUCGUCGUACAAUGAGCAGGCGCUCUACUUCCAGGCGGGCGACGUGGCGCCGCGCCGGAGCUACAGCUACCCGCGGGCGUCGUCGGCGUCGGCGUCCGGGUGCAGCGGAGGCGGAAACAGCAACCCGCUGGUGGCGCCGCCGCCCGCGGCCGAGCAGAGGGCGCUGAUGAGGACGCCUGGCCCCGGCGGGGAGAGCGCGAGGCGGCCGGUGUUCCGCGGCAAGUCGCUGACGGACGACAUCCUGAUGCGGCGGUUCGUCGUCGACGAGGAGGCCACGCGGCGGCGCAACGAGAUGGAGGUGAUCCGGCGCCGCCACGCGGCCGCCGCCAAGCGGCGGCGCCUCGGCCCCAGCCCGCUCCGCCGGAUGGCCCUGGCGGAAUCGGAGUCGGAGGCCGACGACGAGGAGGAGACGACGACGACGGAAGCAGCCGAGCCGACGUCACGGAGGAAACCCCAAGCCGUACCCAUCGCAGCGUAACAGCGAAGCCUCCCUGCUUGUCCCUGUCUCCCCUCUCAAUUUUUUUUCCCUCCCUUACACUUCUUCUCCCGUUCCUUGUGCUCUUGUCGUUGUCUCGCAAUGAUGCAAGAAGAAAACUCCGAGCAACACGCGCGUUCUCUUCGACUC
Oryza sativa Japonica Group (Japanese rice) is the source of this 1070-nucleotide messenger RNA. RefSeq lists its product as uncharacterized. Lineage: Eukaryota; Viridiplantae; Streptophyta; Magnoliopsida; Poales; Poaceae. The record is from RefSeq and is a predicted model, not a curated record.